UUGGUCAACAUGUUCUACCUUGUGCCAUUCUUUGGCCUGGCACUUUACGGCCUGUUGGAACCCGGCUGUGAAUGGAUGCCUGAUCUGACCGUGGUGUUUGCAGGAGCCAUAGCCCAAGCUCAGUUUUCUCACAUUGGCGCUUCCUUACACACUCGUACUUCCCUUACCUACCGAGUACCCCAGAAUGAGGUCUCGUCCUUCCUCUACACCAACAUCCUCUUCGCUGUUGGCGCUCAGCUCUUGGCAUUUCGCUGUAUCACUUUUUCUAGCUUCUUCCGGAGGGAAAUACCCAGAAAUAUCAACGAGCUGGAGAAGAAAAUCAACUAAAGGGACAGGCCAAGUGGAUCACAUGCAGAGGCAGUGAACUGUAAUAGUUGGUCCUUUAAAGUGAUGUUAAAUGAGGUGUCAACCAUAACUUGCUGGAGAGCACCCUCAUCUCUGAACCAGAAUGUUAUGCAUCAAAACCCACCGCAGACACACCCCACAUAAUGGAGACAGACCCUCCUGUGCAGUGCAGAGAGAGUUGAGCUGUUUAACCAAGGCCCUUUCUGCCCCCUCAAGUGGAGAGAAAAGAUUACAUGAUUACUCAUUUGAAGGAAGGUGAGGGAGUUAUCCCUAGUGUCCUAACUAAUAGUUAUCCCUCAAUUGACAACACUAAAACCGUUUUUUGGUCGUAUCACAUUGUUCUUUGUGCUGUGUAUAAAUUUGCUGUUACAUUUCCCAUAUUACAACAAUGAUUAUGCGUCAAAAACAAAA
Messenger RNA from Chiloscyllium plagiosum (whitespotted bambooshark), 756 nucleotides. The record is from RefSeq and is a predicted model, not a curated record. NCBI's taxonomy places the organism in Eukaryota, Metazoa, Chordata, Chondrichthyes, Orectolobiformes, Hemiscylliidae.